Messenger RNA from Ornithodoros turicata, 882 nucleotides. RefSeq lists its product as uncharacterized. Lineage: Eukaryota; Metazoa; Arthropoda; Arachnida; Ixodida; Argasidae. The transcript has a single exon. The coding region runs from base 1 to 882 and encodes 293 amino acids. The record is from RefSeq and is a predicted model, not a curated record.
AUGGACGACAAUGCACCAGCCCCUCUUCUGUCGCACUUCGCGAUCAAGUUACCACAAUUCAUCCGCCCUCGGCCUGAUCUGUGGUUUAGCCAGGCAGAAUGCCAAUUCACAUUGGGCCACAUCACAUCACCAACAACAAAGUUUCAUCACGUGAUGUCAGUGCUACCCGAGGACGUACUGAUCGAGGUCGCAGACAUCCUAAGCUCCCCUCCUUCCGACGACCCCUACGAGGCCUUGAAAAACGCUAUCAUUAGCAGAGCCUCUCCGUCGGACCGGGAAUGUCUGCGCGAGCUGACAUCGAAUGAACCGUUAGGGGACCGCAAACCCUCCCAACUACUCCGCAGACUACGGUACCUGCUCAGUGGCCCCCCGCCGCUCCUCGACACCAGGAUUCUUCGCGAAAUGUUUCUGUCGAAGCUUCCACCUUCGGUCCAGAUGGUCCUCUCCGCCUCCGAAGAUACCACCCUUGAGGCGUUGGCGGAGCGUGCGGACAAACUCAUGGAGCUAGGGCGAAGCAAUGAUUUUGCAACUGGUAUCUCUGCGCUCCAGUCACCCAGCAACGACCCCGGUGCUUCCUGUCAGGCGGCAGUCUCUGUGAGUGGCCAGGCAGACUUCGCGUCUCUACGUCAGCAGGUGCGCCGACUUGCGGACAUUAUGGAGGACUUUCGUUUCGGCAACCUUCCACGCAGCCGCUCCUUCUCUCCUCGCCCUCCGAGCCGUUCCCGCCCGCGCCGUAACAGCAGCCCGAACCGUGCAAAUUCCGAGCUUGCCCGAUCGCCCCCACCUCGACGCCUCUGCUGGUACCAUAGCCGUUUUCGCCAUCGCGCAAGGCGCUGUGAGGCACCCUGCGACUGGCAGGAAAACUUCCGCGGGGAUCGCUAG